AUGGUUGAAGAAGCACUUUCUAAUUUUGGUUUAUUUAUUGAUGAUGAAAAUAAAAUUCGUUUAAUCGAUCCAGAACGACUAACUGAUUCAGCUGAAUUACGUGAUGAAUGCAAGGAUUUUGUUGACAAUGUACUUGAAUUCAAAAAAAUUGUCGAUACAUUAAUUGAAAAAACUGAAGAAUAUUCAAAACAAGUCGAAGCAGCACGACUUAAAGCAAUUGGAGCCAAGAAUAUGUUAAAAUCAUCGACUAAAUAUCGAGAAUUUGAAAAACAACAAUUACAAUCAUUAAUUAAAGAAAAAAUGAUUGAACUGGAUAGACUUCGAGUUGAAUAUGAAUCAUUACAAAAAACUGAACGUGAACAAAGUGAAAAAAUGGAACAACUUUCAUUAAAAUCCUUGCUGUUUUUAUUAUGUACUCAAAUUGUUCAAUGUCAAAAUCUAGGAGCUAAUUCAAUAAAUACGAAUAAUGGAAUAUGUUCAUGUAAUUUAAACAAUGGUUCAUGUGAUGUACCAUGCUGUUGUGAUACUGAUUGUUCAGCAGAAGAUAUCAAAACAUUCAAUUGUAAUGAUUUAAUAAAAAAUAAAAAUAUUAAUUCGAUUUCAUUAAAAUCUUCGGCACAAUUAACAUGUUUCAAAAAUAUACCAAUAUAUAAAUCCAAUUCACCAUAUAUUGUUGAAAAACAGGGUGAUCUUGUUUGUGUUGGUGAUGAACGAAAUAUUGAUACAAAUGCUGCCGAUUAUCAACAACAAAUAAAUCAAAAGUUAGAUUCAAGUGUUUUUUCACGAUCAAUCAAUAUUGAUAAUAGUGUUUCAUCACCACUUGGAACACCAAUUGAGCUAACUGACUAUCAAGCAGGCAUUUCAAUAUUCAGAUAUAUAUCGACAACUAAUAUAACAAGUUAUUAUUCACUACCAAUAAAACUUUUCAAUAGUCAAAUAUGUUCAGGUUUACAACCAAUAACUUAUAUGAAUGAUUUUGAUUCAACAUGUGCUCAGCCAGUAAAUGAUCAAACAUGUGUUGGUGCACUCAGUGCUACGAAAUAUAUUGGUUCAUUUUGUCUUCUUACGAAUCCAGCAACUCUCGCCAGUAAUAAUCGAAGUUAUAUUUGCUGUAGCGGAAUUGCCACAUCUACAAGUUGGGCUGAUCCCACAUGUUCAAAUGCUCUUCAAAGUUUAACAAUGAAAAUUUUCUAUAUAAAUCCAAUAGGUAUAACUAAUUGUAGUAUUAUUUUGAAUACUACCGAUGCAAACUCAGGCAACACAGUACAACAAACAUUUACUAUUCGUUUUAUUCAAAAUGGAUCGACACCAUCAACGACAUCACGUAGUGGAAAUCCAGGUUAUAUACAAGGAGCUCCUAUCAUAGCUGGUAUUUUAAAUGGAAGCUCUGUUGAUGUAUCAGAUUUUACCAUUCUCCAAGCAUCAGCAAACAGAUAUUGUUCUAACAACAAUCGUAUAACUGUUCGUUUUGGUGAAAAUGUUCAAUCAUCAUGUUUAUUUAGUUCAACUGCUUCCGAAAUUUGUCCAAAUCAAACUAAUCUGCCAAAUAUUUUUAUGCCUUUCAAUUCUUUUAAUCUCUUUGUUGCUGCUAAUGGCAAUCCAAAUUCAUCAAAUAUUAGCAAUUGGCUACCUGUUACAUAUUGUAUAUUUGAAAUAGGUUCUUCUAAUGAACCUGUGUGUCAACAAGGUUCCAUUCCAAAUUCAUCAACAGAUCAAUGCUAUAUUCGACUCGACAUUCAAAUAGCUUAUGCUAACAUUGGUGCUGUUACUAAUCCACAACCUAUUCUUGGUGCAGUUGUAUUUCAUUACCAAAGUGUAACUAAAACAUAUACAUCAACAUUGACAACACCAUUACUAAUAAGUCAGAGUGUUACUUUUCAAGAUAUAUCGAAUGCACCUGUUGCUCAAGGCGAUCGACUACCACGACCUAAUGUUCGCCUACCAGGUGAUUUCUUUUAUCCAUUUACUCUUAAUCGAGCAAGAAGCUCGAUUUCAUUUUCAUCAUUUUUUAAUCUUUUUAUUGUUUUUAUUUUUACUCUCAUGUAG
Molecule: messenger RNA, 2046 nt
Organism: Rotaria sp. Silwood1
Lineage: Eukaryota; Metazoa; Rotifera; Eurotatoria; Philodinida; Philodinidae
Source: the annotation of a GenBank genome assembly